Messenger RNA from Leptomonas pyrrhocoris, 970 nucleotides. RefSeq lists its product as hypothetical. The record is from RefSeq and is a predicted model, not a curated record. Lineage: Eukaryota; Euglenozoa; Kinetoplastea; Trypanosomatida; Trypanosomatidae. Bases 170 to 970 code for a protein of 266 amino acids. The transcript has a single exon.
GCUCGGAAGCGUUGCGUAGUAAUAAUUGUUGCCGCCGCCGUGUAUCGCCACACUGAGCGGGCGCUGGCUGUGCUUGAGAUCGAAAGGAAGCUCUCACAAAGCUCCCAGUACCACUAUUAGGCUCUUUACAACUCUUUUUUUUUUCUUCUUCUGUUCUUGCAGCAGCGUCAUGCUUCGCCUGACCUCCUCCACGCUGGCGCGCAGCUUUCGCGCCAACCUCAAGUACCCCUCGCUGGUCUCCUACAACAAGCUGCCGUGGGAGGUGAUCAACCACGAAACAACGCAGCUGCAUCUCCAUCUCGCCCCCAACUACGAGCAGCUGCUGUCACUGGCGGCCGUCACGAGCGUACCCCACCUUACCGUCCCGUCGCACCUCCACGUGCCAGAGGCAGAGCAACUGCGCGUGCUGCCAGGAAUGCUGUACCUGAUCGGCGGCGAGGCGGGCCGACAUGCACCACCGGGCUUCACAUCCUACGUCGUGGCAGACCCGUCGGCACUGCAGUACUACGGCCGUCUUCACCACACCAUCGCCCCGAUACAGCGAGUAGAGAUGUGCACGUCUGCGGAUUUGCGUCUGUUGUGUCUGGCCCUGCACUUCGAGGGCGUGCUGGCGAACACGACCGAGACGUCGUCGCUGCAGCAGGCCAGCAGCGCCUCGCAAGACGGCGCCUUCUCGCUGUUUUAUUACUUCCGUCCGAACAGGCCUGCAAAUGAGCUGACGCGGCCGUUUGAGAAGUUUUAUCAGCACCGCCCGUCGCUGGCCUCUUUCGCCGGGCUCGGCUCCGAGAAGGCAUCGGGGUGGAGUCCGGUGCUGCAGGUGCCGAAGCGGGCGGGCGCGAAGGCCGCGCUGACGCCCGCGGAGCCGUACCGCCCACCGCAAAAUUAUUUGAUGGGUCUUGCGGAGCGCCUAGCGGUGCGGCCGGGCAGCGCGUUUGGCCGCCGCUCCCUGAUGUGGGGCACGUGGUUUUAG